GUGCCGCUCCCUGCCACAUGCAGAGAUAAGGUUUGAGUCAGGUUUGGGGUAUAAAGUGACCUACCUGUACUGAAGAAGUCCCAUUUGGAGCACACUAUGGGUCGCUGGGAAGUAAUGUGCCUUGCCCUCUGCCUGGGCGCAGUGGGGGCAGCAAAGCUGGGCAUCGUGAACACGGAAGGAGGUUUUGUGGAAGGCGUCAAUAAAAAAUUGAGCCUUUUCGGGGAUUAUGUGGACAUCUUCAAAGGAAUCCCUUUUGCUGCACCUACCAAGACUCUUGAAGACCCCCAGCCUCACCCAGGCUGGCCAGGCACCCUGCAGGCCAAGGAGUAUAAGAAGCGUUGCAUGCAGUCCACACUCACCCAGACAGAUGUGCGCGGCACCGAAGAUUGUCUUUAUCUCAACAUCUGGGUCCCCCAAGGGAAAAAAGAAGUCUCCACCAACUUGCCGGUGAUGGUUUGGAUUUAUGGGGGAGCCUUUCUCUGGGGUGGCGGCCAGGGACCCAACUUCCUGAACAACUACCUCUACGAUGGGGAGGAGAUUGCCACCCGCGGAAAGGUCAUUGUGGUGACGCUCAACUACCGCCUUGGGCCCCUGGGUUUCCUCAGCACAGGAGAUGCUAGCCUUCCAGGUAACUAUGGCCUCAAAGACCAGCACAUGGCCAUUGCCUGGGUCAAGAGAAACAUAAAGAACUUUGGAGGGGACCCCGACAACAUCACAAUCUUUGGAGAGUCUGCUGGGGCCGUCAGUGUCUCCUUACAGAUGCUGUCGCCCUACAACAAAGGAUUGAUCAAGCGGGCUAUCAGCCAGAGUGGAGUCGGCCUCUGCUCUUGGGCCAUUCAGAAGGACCCCCUCUACUGGGCUACCAAGGUAGCUCAGAAAGUUGGCUGCCCAACAGACAACACCACAACCCUAGCGAACUGCCUCCGGGUCACCGAUCCCAAAGCCCUGACUCUUGCUUACCACCUAGACGUGCUUAAUCUGCGCUAUCCUCUCGUCCAUUACCUUGCCUUCUCCCCCGUGGUUGAUGGAGAUUUCCUCCCAGAUAGCCCAGAAAAUCUCUUUGGCAAUGCCGCUGACAUUGACUACAUCGCAGGGGUGAACAACAUGGACGGGCACUUCUUUGCUUCAAUUGACAUGCCUGCUCUCAACCGCCCACUAGUGAAGAUCACAGCAGAUGACCUGUACCGUGUGGCCCAGGGCCUGACUGUGGAGAAGGGGGUGGAAGGAGCCAAUGAAACCUUCUCCCUCUACACCCAGGUGUGGACUGACAACACAAACCAGGAAGUCAUGAAAAGAUCUGUAAUAGACCUGGAGACAGACUACAUAUUUCUGGUGCCUACCCAGCAGACACUUGGUCUCCAUUACCAAAAUGCCAAGAGUGCCAAGACUUACAGCUACCUGUUCUCCCAGGAAUCGCGAAUGCCUGUCUACCCCAGCUGGGUUGGUGCAGACCACGCUGAUGACCUUCAGUAUGUCUUUGGGAAACCUUUUGCCACUCCUUUGGGCUACAAAGCUCAGCACAGAAAGGUUUCUAAGGCCAUGAUAGCUUACUGGACAAACUUUGCCAGAACAGGUGACCCCAACAAAGGGGAAUCGGAUGUCCCCAUUGGGUGGGUGCCUUAUGAUAAUCAGCACGGCUACUACCUGGAGAUCAACAAGGACAUCAACUACGAGUCAGCGAAGCAAGGCCUGAGAACUCCUUUCGUGAAUUUCUGGAGUGUCGCCUACAGGAGCCUGCCAGACACAAUCACCACCUUGGACGAGAAAUAGAAACUACUUGGGAACCAGUCGCUUCAAUUUGUCCAAGAACCAAAACCAACCAACCAACCCAGAUUCUGAAUAAAUGAAUAAAUCUUAACUCUUUGCAGAGAUUGUGAGUUUAUUUGUUCUUUGCCCUUAUUCAUAGGCCAUCCAACCUCUGCUUACAAACUUCCAAGGAUUGUGUCUCACCUUUAGAAUUCUGGACACCAGCCCUGGUAGAUCCUCUUGCUCUUUGCAAGAGUUUGUAAAUGACUGCCUGCUUGGCUCCAAAUGAGGCACCCCACUGAAGGCAAAAUGCACACCUGUCACAUAAUUAGGAGGGAGGGGAUUCAUGGACAGAAAGCAGAGUAGCAGCCCCUCUGAAGGAAAGUGAACUAGCUACAUCUCUGAUAUCUGAGGGAGGGAAUGUCCCACUCUGUGUGUUCUUCCAAGGUCCAUUGUAUGGCCACACAAAUCCAACACUCUCACCCUGAAAGAGGAGUUGUCAGCUGGGUCCCUAGACUUAGGCCCAUUAGUUCCAGUCGAUCUGUUUCAGAAUCACUUGUUAUCUACAGUGCUUUUUUUCUGGGGGUACGCAGGGGUACUAUGAAAAGUCGUUUGUUUUCUUUAUUUCAUAUUUCUUACUGUUGUUUUAACUUCAGAACAGUUGAAACUUUAAAAAUAUAGCCCAAAAGUUUCAAUUUCUAUGCAGUGUAAGAGAAAGCAGCAGUUCCUUUUCUUAUUCUCCUGCUAAUCAGUUUCACUGGAUGAGCCCACCUGAAUAACAGUGUUACCAGAGGGGAGGAAAACAACACCUUUCUACCUACCCCAUGCAGUUUUUUUUAUUAAAAAAACAACCAGCAUGCCUCUCCCCACUCUAUUAAACAAAGUGGUGCUUCCAGGUGGGCUCAGCGUGGUUCAUUGUCAUCCUCAUCCGAACACCAUCCUGGUGGUUACUGUUUUCCUAUCCCCAUGUUAAGUGGGGGGGGGGGAAUACAGGACAGCAUUUUGUAGAGGACGUUGCGGAAAACUCCCAUGUGAAUCAGUGAAUGAACUUACAUGGCAGGGAAGCACCCAAAUCUCAGUUCUUAAAGCCUCUCCUGCUUUCCCAGUUCAAUACCAUCCUUUUGGGAGGAAAUACACUGGUGCCUCGCUAGACGAAUUUAAUUCGUUCCACGGGUCUAUUCUUAUAACGAAAAAUUCGUCUAGCGAAUCCCAUAGGAAAGCAUUGAAUUUUUAUUAUUUUUUUAUUUUUGCCCAUAGGAACGCAUUAAUUGAAUUUCAAUGCAUUCCUAUGGGAAACCGUGAUUCGCUAGACGAAUUUUCCGCUAGAAAAAUCCUUUCUUUGAGCGAAAAUUUCGUCUUACAGGGCGAUCGUUAAGCGAGGCACCACUGUAAUUGUUCGCUCACGGCACAAAGAAGCUGGAAACAACUUGGUCCUUUGCCUCAAAAUCAGCAUUUUUAUUGAAAAAAAGCUACUUGCAUUGCUGUAUACAAUCACACCAGGUAGUGUGCUACUUCAAGGAAAUUGGUACAAAAUAUACCUCAUGUACAGUCACCAACAUGGACCACACACUCACGUACGUACGUACGUACAUACACACACACACACACACACACACACACACACACACACACACACACCCUAGCAGCUGUGGACUCUGUUGCCACACUCCAAUGAAAAGUAGGGAGAAGCAGCAGCUGUUAAGG
Messenger RNA from Zootoca vivipara (common lizard), 3450 nucleotides. It is a transcript of the gene CEL, whose product is annotated as carboxyl ester lipase. NCBI's taxonomy places the organism in Eukaryota, Metazoa, Chordata, Lepidosauria, Squamata, Lacertidae. The record is from RefSeq and is a predicted model, not a curated record.